Messenger RNA from Ascoidea rubescens DSM 1968, 654 nucleotides. RefSeq names its product emp24/gp25L/p24 family protein. The transcript has a single exon. The record is from RefSeq and is a predicted model, not a curated record. Gene Ontology annotation, biological process: intracellular protein transport; Golgi organization; endoplasmic reticulum to Golgi vesicle-mediated transport. Bases 1 to 654 code for a protein of 217 amino acids. Gene Ontology annotation, cellular component: Golgi apparatus; endoplasmic reticulum-Golgi intermediate compartment; COPII-coated ER to Golgi transport vesicle. Lineage: Eukaryota; Fungi; Ascomycota; Saccharomycetes; Ascoideales; Ascoideaceae.
AUGUUUCUCUCCUUUCCAUACUCUCUAUCUUUUGUGCUCAUACUACUCUCUUGUUUCAAUUUAUCAGAUGCCUUGCAUUACUACUCAACCCCUGGCCAAAAGAAGUGCUUCUUUGAAGAGCUACCUGCUGAUACUUUAGUAGUAACCAAAUUUGAUGCUGCAAUUUAUAACGACGAAACAAAGUCUUUUGAUCACCCUGACAACUUGGUUUUAGCUCUCACUGUCGAUGAAACUUUUGAUAACAAUCACAGAGUUGUCUCUCAAAAAUCAAAAUCUGAUUCCGAAUUUACCUUCACCUCUACAGAUUCUGGCGAGCACAAGUUUUGUUUGACUCCUCAAUACCCUAAAAAAGACCAAAGAAUUAGAAUCUUAUUAGAUAUGGCAAUCGGUUACUCUGCUGCUGUUGAUUCAAAGAAAACUGACGAUGUCAAUUGGUUAACUAGUAGAAUCCACGAUUUGAAUGGUAAAGUGGAAGAAAUUCAAAGAGAACAACAACUUAUAAGAGAAAGAGAAGCUCUCUUUAGAGAUCAAAGUGAAAGUACAAAUUCAAGAGUAGUCAAAUGGUCAAUCAUCCAAUUAGCUGUAUUGAUCAUUGUUGGUUAUUUUCAAUUAAAACACCUCAAAUCAUUUUUCGUAAAACAAAAAAUUGUUUAA